GGGGUUGGGAGGAAUCAUGGCGACGAGCCGGGUGAGAACGGGCUGCGGGCUGACGGAGGCAAUAGGGAGGGUUGGGAGCUGUGCUCGCUGCCCCGCUGCACCCUGUGCCGCCCAGUGCUGGCACGGCUGUGCAUGCCACGGGGCUACAGCGGGGCCUCACUGGGCGACUCAGGGAAGGACAUGCUGGAGAUCCCUCUGCCUCCCUGGAAGGAGCGCCCCAAUGAGCCACUGCCCACCAAGAGAGCACGUCUGCUGUACGAGAGCAGGAAGAGGGGCAUGCUUGAGAACUGCAUCUUGCUCAGCCUUUUUGCCAAGGAGAACCUGAGCCGUAUGGAUGAGCGGCAGCUGAACCUCUACGACCGGCUCAUCAACGAGCCCAGCAACGACUGGGACAUCUACUACUGGGCCACAGAAGCCAAGCCCACGCCGGCUGUGUUUGACAACGAGGUGAUGGCCAUGCUGAAGGAGCUUGCUAAGAACAAGAAGAAGGAGCAGAGGCUACGGCAGCCAGACCUGGAGUACCUCUUUGAGUCCACAAGCUGACACCUCCUCCCUCAGACUCUCAGGGCAUGACCAAUAAAGCUGCCAGCUCCUGCUACAAGUG
Molecule: messenger RNA, 604 nt
Organism: Gallus gallus (chicken)
Lineage: Eukaryota; Metazoa; Chordata; Aves; Galliformes; Phasianidae
Gene: SDHAF2
Product: succinate dehydrogenase complex assembly factor 2
Exons: 4
Coding region: 133-543 (136 amino acids)
Biological process (GO): protein-FAD linkage; mitochondrial electron transport, succinate to ubiquinone; mitochondrial respiratory chain complex II assembly
Cellular component (GO): mitochondrion
Source: RefSeq, marked validated